This is a messenger RNA of Drosophila bipectinata, 2028 nucleotides long. Its product is annotated as NADP-dependent malic enzyme. Gene Ontology annotation, cellular component: mitochondrion. Gene Ontology annotation, biological process: malate metabolic process; pyruvate metabolic process. The record is from RefSeq and is a predicted model, not a curated record. NCBI's taxonomy places the organism in Eukaryota, Metazoa, Arthropoda, Insecta, Diptera, Drosophilidae. Gene Ontology annotation, molecular function: NAD binding; malate dehydrogenase (decarboxylating) (NADP+) activity.
GUUUUACCUCAGUGUCCUUGUCAUUGUCAAUAUAGGUUCAGGUCUGGUGCGGUCUGCCACGACACCCACACACUCGCCCAUAUAUAGACACACACAUCCACAAGGACACCAGCAUGAACUCUCCAAGGAAAAACAAUUGCACGGCCGAAACAAAGAAAAAGGGGGAUGACGAACUUAAGUGCGAGCGCGAUUCGGAGAAGAGUUGGAUGCUAGACAGCAUGCCCCGCCACAUGGACACCUUCUGGCGAACGGACACAGCGGUUCCGCAGAGCAGGAUCAGUGGCGGGUACCAGAUGGCCAGCUCCCUGUACAACAAAGGUAUGGCCUUUACGCUAAAGGAGCGGCGGACGCUCAGAAUCAACGGACUCCUGCCAGUGGCCACUCGUACCAUAGAUGACCAGGUCAGGGCAUGCCAGGUAGCCAUGGAUACUUUUCUAACAUCUGAAAUGCAAAGGUACAUGUUUCUCACACAACUGAUGCGGACGAAUAUGCGACUAUUCUAUAGGAUCCUUCUAAGUGAUCCGGACAAGUACCUACCCAUGGUGGAUGCCACGAUUACUGUGAAUCUGGUGAGCUUCCACAGUCUUAUCUACAACUAUGGCCAGGGUUUGUUCAUCACCAUAAAGGACCUUGGCCAUGUCCAUGAGAUCUUAGCCAAUUGGCCUUACAGAAUGGUUCGAUGUAUCCUGGUUAGCAAUGGGGCAUCGGUCCUUAGUCACGGGGACUUGGGUGUGAAUGAAAUGUCCAUAUUGUUCUGCAAAAUGCACGAGAACGUCGUCUUCGGUGGGAUUAAUCCGGCCUACUGCCUGAGUGUCAUCCUGGAUAUGGGCACCAACAACGAGGUUCUGCUGAACACUCCUACCUAUUCAGGUAUAAAGGAACGCCGGGCCUCCCCAGAAAUUUGUGAAAAAUUGUUCGAGGAGUUCACACUGGCGGUUCUCCGGCAAUACGGAGCCCGCGCCUUGAUUUUGGCCAAGGACUUCGAUUCCAAGUGCGCCCUUAAGCAGCUGGAGCGCUACCGCGAUCGCUGCUGCCUCAUGGAUGCCGAUUUGCAGUGCCUGGCCGCUUGUGCUCUGUCCGGCGUGAUUGCAGCGAAUCGAAAUAUCCGGUUACCCUUCUUCAAGAACAAGUUCCUCUUCUUCGGGUCGGAGACUAUCAAUAUUGGAAUGGCUCGACUGUGCAUCGCCUUGUUUAAGCGCGAGGGUUACAAUGAUGUGAAGGCCCACGAGAGAGUCUGGUUCUGCGAUGCCGACGGCUUGAUUGUCCACGACAGGGGGCACAUUCCGGAGGAACUAGCGGAGUUUUCCCUGCCCGGCCCUCAAUUAAGUUCCUUGGUGGAGAUUAUCGACUUUCUGCAGCCGAAUGUUCUGGUGGGUGGCAGCGGACUGCCCAAGAGCUUUACUCCAGAUGUUCUGAGGGCAAUGGAGCGGAGUAACCAGCACCCGAUCAUUUUUGCCAUGUCGCGACCCAUCUGCAAGUCGGAGUGCACAGCCGAGGACGCCUUCUCCUACACCAAGGGCCGGUGCACGUUCAUCUCGGGAUCACCGCGGCCGCGUCUCAAGUACGCCAACAAGUGGUACCAGCCGGGCUUCUGCACCAGCAAAUAUCUGAUGGCCGGGAUAAGCAGUGGCAUUAUCCUGGCUGGGCUUAACCGCAUUCCGGACGAAAUUUUCUGCGUGGCUGCCGACCGGCUGGCCAAUCUGGUAUGGCCCUGCGACCUAAAAAUGAGAAAUGUCUUUCCGCCAAUGCGGAAGAUCGAGUGCAUCAGCCUGCAGAUUGCAGAGGCCGUUUUUAGUCAUUCGUUUCGACGAGGAUUGGCCACCUUGUCGCCUCGACCGGACAACCCCCUGGAAUAUAUCAAAAAACAUCGAUACGACCAUGAGAAUGUCGCAGAGGAUGUAGCAGAGGUCUAUUGCAUGCAGGACCGACACAUUGCCACUUCGGAGUCGCAGAAUUACUACAAGCUUCAUAUUUAGGACCUGUACUUAUCUACCAUGGCACCGUUAUUAAACUACAACUAAACUAGAA